AGGCUCUUCAUUCCAUCCGCUUUCCAUGGACCUACCCUAGUACUCUUCUAUACACCUCACACCAUCCCAUCCUACUCUUCUUGCUGUAUACCUCACCAACAUGCUGAACGGCGGCGGAAUCAAGAUAUUCUCUGGUACCAGUCAUCCAGAGCUAGCGGGAAUCAUUGCACGACGCCUCGGUUUGCCCCUCUCUACAGCAGAGAUCACACGCAGCGGCAUCGGCGAAACCGAAGUGCACAUUGGCGAGUCCGUGCGUGAAGACGAUGUCUAUAUCAUCAACACCGGCUGCGGCGCCGUCAAUACUGCGCUCAUGGAAAUGUGUAUCAUGAUCCAUGCAUGCAAGAUUGCCAGCGCGAAGCGCAUCACCGCCGUCCUCCCCCUCUUCCCUUACGCUCGACAAGACAAGAAGGACAAGAGUCGCGCCCCGAUCACAGCGAAACUGGUGGCUAAUAUGCUCCAGAGAGCGGGCUGCGAUCACGUCGUCACCAUGGAUUUGCAUGCGUCCCAAAUACAGGGUUUCUUCGAUGUCCCGGUAGACAAGCUCUACGCGGAGCCGUCCGCUAUCCUCUACAUCCGCUCCAACUUCAACCUCGAUGACAUUGUAAUUGUCUCCCCGGAUGCGGGAGGUGCCAAGCGAGCUACGUCAAUCGCGGAUCGACUUGGAGUCGAAUUUGCGCUCUUCCAUAAAGAACGCAAGAAGGCGAAUGAAGUUUCGCGCAUGGUGCUCGUAGGUCAUGUGCGCGACAAGACAGCCAUCCUGGUGGACGACAUGGCGGACACUUGUGGAACCUUGUGUCUGGCGGCGCAGCAUCUUGCCGAAGCGGGAGCAGCGAAGUGCUAUGCGAUUGUUACGCACGGAAUCCUCAGCGGCAACGCUUUGCAGACGAUCCAAGACAGUACGCUCGAGAAGUUAAUCGUCACGAACACGCUUCCACAGGCGGAGAACAAGGCAAAAUGCUCCAAAAUCGAAGUCAUCGACAUCGGUAUCGUGCUGGGGGAGGUGAUCAGGAGGAGUCACUACGGCGAGAGUGUCUCGAAGUUGUUCCACGAAGUACCGUAUUAGACUCGGACGUGAAUGUAGUAUGUACGUGUACUUGUUCGCUGUUGUACCUCUGCACAACCGCUUCCGUCGUACCAGCCAUACCGGUCGUUCAAUGGUCUCUGUCGGGCAUGUAGCCUGAACCCAGGCUGGAGACUUCUUUGUCCGACGCGCGGUUCUAGCGUGGAUCGGUUCGACGGCCGGCUCGCAGCGGAUUCAUCCAUCUGAGGUCGGUGGCCGAAAAGAAGGGCGAUGAAUGAAGGAUUUGAUGCUGGGUCUCGUUUGAGCCACCCGCAUCAAGCUUCGAAGCUAUCGUUCAUCAGUCCAGGCAGGCG
This is a messenger RNA of Schizophyllum commune H4-8, 1374 nucleotides long. RefSeq names its product phosphoribosyl pyrophosphokinase. Lineage: Eukaryota; Fungi; Basidiomycota; Agaricomycetes; Agaricales; Schizophyllaceae. The transcript has 6 exons. Gene Ontology annotation, molecular function: ribose phosphate diphosphokinase activity; magnesium ion binding. Bases 101 to 1063 code for a protein of 320 amino acids. Gene Ontology annotation, biological process: ribonucleoside monophosphate biosynthetic process; 5-phosphoribose 1-diphosphate biosynthetic process; purine nucleotide biosynthetic process. Gene Ontology annotation, cellular component: ribose phosphate diphosphokinase complex; cytoplasm. The record is from RefSeq and is a predicted model, not a curated record.